GGCUGUCUGUAGAACAUGGUGCAGGACGACAAUCUUAAAACACGAUCACAUGCUCUUACGUAGUGUGUAUAGAUACUAUGCUGUAGCUAGCACUAAAACUGAUGAGGGAGUUCUUCAAAGAGUCAAAAAAUUCGUAUUUGGCGAAACUGUUUCACCGGAACAGCUACAACAAACAUCUGAUUCAGACAGUUAUUAUCAAAUCAAGAAGGCUACAAGUCCACAGUUGUUUAACAUGGAACCAUCAGAGAUAAAAGAUAAAUUAGAGUCCAUUACAAGGAAGACGAUGUCACUAUCUACUGAACAUGACUGGCUAUUAGUUGACACUAGGGAUAUAAUUACUAAAUACAAGAUCCUUAAGCAUUGCAAUGAAGAAUUUGGUUUUGAAGUUCCAAGUCACCAACUGAAGGAUAUUAAUAGUGUUGAAGAUAUCGUAAAAUACUACUGUUCCAUCAAAUCACCCAGUACAAAGACAUUUAAAUCAAUAGAUAUAGAUAAUCUACCACCAAACUUACAAAUUGGAGGAAAAGUUCCUAGAAAACAAAUCUGAAAUUAUAUAAAAACAAACCUUGACUGUUAGUCCUGUUUCUAAUCAUUACGUUGAGAAUUUGUUAAAUUUUUUUGAAGAGGUUCUAGAUCUCAUCCUUCAGUGUUUGCAUUAUGGUCUCAAACUAUUAAAACUACAAGUACCUAUG
Messenger RNA from Actinia tenebrosa (Australian red waratah sea anemone), 692 nucleotides. RefSeq lists its product as uncharacterized. Gene Ontology annotation, cellular component: mitochondrial large ribosomal subunit; mitochondrion. The record is from RefSeq and is a predicted model, not a curated record. Lineage: Eukaryota; Metazoa; Cnidaria; Anthozoa; Actiniaria; Actiniidae.